GUACCCAGAGACCCGGAGACCCGGAAUGCCCAGGAUUGCAGGCGGUAGUUGCGUUGCUUCUGGCUUGUAGGUUAUGUAACGUAGUUUUGGUGCAUGUAUAUGUUAAGAGCCUCAGUCAACCGGUCAAUAUGGGAGAACGUAAAGGUACCAAUCAUUACUACCCUCCUGACUAUGACCCCAGGAAAGGUGGCCUUAACAAGUUCUUGGGAACCCAUGCCCUCAGGGAACGUGCUAGAAAAAUUAGUAUGGGUAUACUUAUCAUCCGAUUUGAAAUGCCAUUCAACAUUUGGUGUAACGGAUGCGGGAAUCACAUUGGCAUGGGUGUUCGGUAUAAUGCUGAGAAAAAGAAAAUUGGUGAUUACAUCACUACCCCAAUCUGGAGCUUUAGAAUGAAAUGUCAUCUUUGCCCCAACUAUAUUGAAAUAAAAACUGAACCAAAGACAAGUGAAUAUAUAAUUGUGUCGGGUGCUCGACGACAAGAGAACCGUUGGGACCCAAAAGAGAAUGAGCAAGUUGUACCAGAGGAUAAGAGUACAUCGAAAAGGCUGUUUGAUGAUGCCAUGUUCAGAUUGGAGCAUGGUUAUGGAGACAAGAAACAGGCAGAUGGUAUUCAGCCCACUCUUGCUAAAUUAACAGCAAAGCGGCAGAAACUGUGGCAGGAUGACUAUGCUGCGAACUGUGUGCUGAGACAGCAAUUCAGGGAAAAGAGCAAUGAGUUGAAGGCAAAGGAUGCGAAGGAUGCAGCUAUACUCCAGAAGUCAAGUCUGCAGUUAAACCUUCUACCGCUGUCAGAAGAAGAUAGGUUGAAAGCAGGACAACUCUAUGAGUCUGCUACACAAUAUCAUCAAGCAAAAAAGACUCCUAGUAGACAGAAGGCAUUGAGCAAUAAGUCACUGAGUUGCUUUGACGAAUGCAGCAGGGGACCUAACAUGGAUAAAGAAUUUGCAGAAAGUAAUCUCACAAGGCUUAUUAUAAUGAGUAGUAUACGACAGAAGUCGCUCAGUGACAAAGAUGCUGAGUGUGAGGACAAAUCUUGUAUUUUAGAUGACAAGCAUUCUGCUACACUUCCAUCAAAGAUGGAUGAAGGAGUCACUGCUGAUGAUGCUAUUGUUGGCAGUUCUGAAUGCUCCAAGAGUAUUAGUGAGAAAUCAGAAUUAGGUAGCAGAAAUGUUCAUACUUGUGAUUGUUCAGUGAAUACCAACAGUGCUGCCCAUCCCAAAAUGAACAUUAAUGCUCCCUUUUCCACCAAGGGAUCUCUAGUCAGCCAUACCAUGAACUCAGAAACUGAUAUUCCGGUCAGCAAUGUUUCAUUGGUUUCACAAGAUUAUAAUUCCUCCAGUUCAGAUGACAGCAGCUCUUGAUAGGCAGAUAUGACCUUGUGGCUUUUAAAAUGUUGGAGCAGUUACCUGGAGUGCCAAUAAAAGCUGGUCCAUGUGAAAUCUGCAGGUAAAAGAUCCAAAAGUGAUGUAGAUUCAUUUCUGAUGGCUAAUGAAAAUAUUCAUUGACUGUUGCACUCCAGGCUUACCUUCUUCCUCUCAUAUUUUUGAUGGAUAUUCAUAUGUUAACCUCCUUCAUGCCAGUAGCUGCUCAUUGCCCUAAUUAAAUACAGUGGAACCUCACUUAACGAGCAUACUUCGUUCUAGAAUCUUAUUCGUAAUGCGAAACACUCGUUAAGCGAAACAAUUUUUCCCAUAUAAAUUAAUGUAAAAUACGAUAAUGUGUUCCAU
Molecule: messenger RNA, 1727 nt
Organism: Cryptotermes secundus
Lineage: Eukaryota; Metazoa; Arthropoda; Insecta; Blattodea; Kalotermitidae
Product: coiled-coil domain-containing protein 130 homolog
Exons: 6
Coding region: 129-1361 (410 amino acids)
Biological process (GO): mRNA splicing, via spliceosome
Cellular component (GO): post-mRNA release spliceosomal complex; U2-type spliceosomal complex
Source: RefSeq, a predicted model, not a curated record